Molecule: messenger RNA, 4947 nt
Organism: Alexandromys fortis (reed vole)
Lineage: Eukaryota; Metazoa; Chordata; Mammalia; Rodentia; Cricetidae
Gene: Slc12a5
Product: solute carrier family 12 member 5
Exons: 25
Coding region: 1498-4902 (1134 amino acids)
Biological process (GO): potassium ion homeostasis; potassium ion import across plasma membrane; chemical synaptic transmission
Cellular component (GO): plasma membrane
Molecular function (GO): potassium:chloride symporter activity
Source: RefSeq, a predicted model, not a curated record
UCACCUUUACCUGAGGAGCCAACUUUCUACACCCAGUCCCAUCUUGUUUUUUGAGGCAGGGUCUCUCUCUUUCUCUCUGAGACCCAGGGCCUGGCCAGGCUGGCUGUCACUGAGCCCCUGGGAUCCUCAGGCUUCUGCCUGUGGUCACAUGUACUGUAUCCACGCCCAUGUACACUUAGCUGACUAAGUAAUCUUCCCAUGCUUUUAGUCCAGCUCUCAGGGCCACUGAUCUUGUUUAAAUAUAAAUUAGAUCAUACUAUCCUGCUGCACCAAAACUUCCAGCGGCUUCCAUUUUGGGUUAGAAGAGAAUUCAGGCUCCUCCUCAAAAAUGUUGCCUUAGGUUCCUAUUGCUGAUAAAACACUCAGACCAAAACCAAUUUUGGGAGGAAAGUGGGCUUUCUUUGUUUUUUUUUUUUUAAAUUCCAGCUUACAUGUCCAUUACAACUCAUCACUACAGAAAUCAGAGCAGGAACCUGGAGGCAGGAACUGAAGCAGAAGCCACGAGGAACAUGACUCAUAGGCUUCCUCCUCAUGACUUGCUCAGCCUGCUUUCAUAUAGCAUCCAGAACCACCAGCAGUACCAGGGAUGGCACCACUCACAGUAGGCGGGGCCUUUCCACAUCAAUCGUUAAUCAAGGAACUGUACCACAGGCUUGUCUACAAACCAGCCUGGUGGAAACAUUUUCUCGGUUGAGUUUUCCUUCUAAAAUGGCUCCAGCUUGUGCUGUUUGCUCUCUUUCUCAUCUCUUGUCACUCAGUCACUCUGAUGCAGACAGUGUCCAUCUUGCUGUUUCUUGAACAGUCCAAGCUCCUCCUCACCCCAGGGCCUUGCUACUCAAGAAUGCCGAAUAUUAAAUCCAGGGCCCCGUGCAUGCCGGGCAAGCAUCCUCCCACUGAACCACAUCUCUAGAUCUAUGUACGCACUGCUGCUUCUGCUGGACAAGUCUUCCCCGAGAUCUCUGCAUCGCUGAUUCUCCUCACCAGUGAGGUCUCAGUUCAGGUCUCAGGCUUUCUGGGAGCCCUUUUCAGAUCUUCCUUUUAGGUCUCCUCAACAACGGCCCUAAUUUUCCUUCUUAAGAUAUGGCACAGGCUCACAUGAUGAUAUCUACCUAUUUGCUCACACACUUUCUCCGACGUUCUCCUUAGAACAUACGCCUCAGGAAGGCAAAGUAGACAGUGGAUAGUCACUACUGUAUGGGCAGAGGUCUCCACCGCUUAAAACAGUCUCACCACCAACUUGUGCUGACUGAGCGAACCUCAGGUGUUCAGGAGACUCCAGCAGAGGUGGAGGAAUCCUCCUUGCGAAAUGACUCACAUUUGGGUGGGCUCCUUUGGUGCUUCUGGUGAAACCCAGAGCCCAAGGCCUCAAGUGGCCAGAAUUGGGAGGCUGGCGCAGCGGGCACUAGGACCCGGCGCGACGCGCGGCGGGCGGGGAAGCUCUUGGCGCUUCAGCAGCCCGGCUGCGGCCACUUGUGCGAUCCCGCCGCCCCUCGCGCCAUGAGCCGCAGGUUCACGGUCACCUCGCUGCCCCCCGUGGCGCCAGCUGCGGCCGCCGACCCUGAGUCUCGCCGGCAUUCGGUCGCCGACCCCCGCCGGCUCCCAAGGGAAGACGCCAAAGGUGAUGGCAACCCCAAGGAAAGCAGUCCCUUCAUCAACAGCACUGACACAGAGAAGGGAAAAGAGUACGAUGGCAAGAACAUGGCCCUGUUUGAGGAGGAGAUGGACACCAGCCCUAUGGUGUCCUCCCUGCUCAGUGGGCUGGCCAACUACACCAACCUGCCCCAGGGAAGUAGAGAGCAUGAAGAAGCGGAGAACAAUGAGGGCGGAAAAAAGAAGCCGGUGCAGGCCCCACGCAUGGGCACCUUCAUGGGCGUGUACCUCCCGUGCCUGCAGAACAUCUUUGGCGUCAUCCUCUUCCUGCGGCUCACUUGGGUGGUGGGCAUCGCUGGCAUCAUGGAGUCCUUCUGUAUGGUCUUCAUGUGCUGCUCCUGUACGAUGCUCACAGCCAUUUCCAUGAGUGCAAUCGCAACCAAUGGUGUUGUGCCUGCUGGUGGCUCCUACUACAUGAUUUCCAGGUCUCUGGGCCCAGAGUUUGGGGGCGCCGUGGGCCUCUGCUUUUACCUGGGCACUACCUUUGCUGGGGCUAUGUACAUCCUGGGCACCAUCGAGAUCCUGCUGGCUUAUCUCUUCCCAGCCAUGGCCAUCUUCAAGGCAGAAGAUGCCAGUGGGGAGGCAGCGGCCAUGUUGAACAAUAUGCGGGUAUAUGGCACCUGUGUGCUUACCUGCAUGGCCACUGUGGUCUUUGUGGGUGUCAAGUACGUCAACAAGUUUGCCCUGGUCUUCCUGGGUUGUGUCAUCCUCUCCAUCCUGGCCAUCUAUGCAGGGGUCAUCAAGUCUGCCUUUGACCCACCCAAUUUCCCGAUCUGCCUCCUGGGGAACCGCACGCUGUCGCGCCAUGGCUUUGAUGUCUGUGCCAAACUGGCUUGGGAAGGAAAUGAGACAGUGACCACACAGCUCUGGGGCCUUUUCUGUUCCUCCCGCUUCCUCAACGCUACCUGUGAUGAGUACUUCACCCGAAACAAUGUCACCGAGAUCCAAGGCAUUCCUGGUGCUGCCAGUGGCCUCAUCAAAGAGAACCUGUGGAGUUCCUACCUGACCAAGGGGGUGAUUGUGGAGAGGCAUGGGAUGCCGUCAGUGGGCCUGACAGAUGGCACCCCUAUCGACAUGGACCACCCCUAUGUCUUCAGUGACAUGACCUCUUAUUUCACUCUGCUUGUUGGCAUCUACUUCCCCUCAGUCACAGGGAUCAUGGCUGGGUCCAACCGGUCUGGAGACCUGCGGGAUGCCCAGAAGUCCAUCCCUACCGGAACCAUCCUGGCCAUUGCCACCACCUCUGCUGUCUACAUCAGCUCUGUUGUUCUGUUCGGGGCCUGCAUUGAGGGGGUCGUCCUGCGGGACAAGUUCGGGGAAGCUGUGAAUGGCAACCUGGUGGUGGGCACUCUGGCCUGGCCAUCUCCUUGGGUCAUUGUCAUCGGCUCUUUCUUCUCCACCUGUGGGGCUGGACUACAGAGCCUCACAGGGGCCCCACGCCUGCUUCAGGCCAUCUCUCGGGAUGGCAUAGUGCCCUUCCUGCAGGUCUUUGGCCAUGGCAAGGCCAAUGGAGAGCCAACCUGGGCGCUGCUGCUGACUGCCUGCAUCUGUGAGAUUGGCAUCCUCAUCGCCUCCCUGGACGAGGUCGCCCCCAUCCUUUCCAUGUUCUUCCUCAUGUGCUACAUGUUUGUGAACUUGGCUUGUGCGGUGCAGACACUGCUGAGGACACCCAACUGGAGGCCACGCUUUCGCUAUUACCACUGGACUCUCUCCUUCCUGGGCAUGAGCCUCUGCCUGGCCCUCAUGUUCAUUUGCUCCUGGUACUAUGCACUGGUAGCCAUGCUCAUUGCCGGCCUCAUCUAUAAAUACAUCGAGUACCGGGGGGCGGAGAAGGAAUGGGGCGAUGGGAUCCGAGGCCUGUCUCUCAGCGCUGCUCGCUACGCUCUCCUGCGCCUGGAGGAAGGACCUCCGCACACCAAGAACUGGAGGCCCCAGCUGCUGGUGCUGGUGCGCGUGGACCAGGAUCAGAACGUGGUGCACCCCCAGCUGCUCUCCUUGACCUCCCAGCUCAAGGCAGGGAAGGGUCUGACCAUUGUGGGCUCUGUCCUGGAGGGCACCUUUCUGGACAACCACCCUCAGGCUCAGCGGGCAGAGGAGUCUAUCAGGCGCCUGAUGGAGGCUGAGAAGGUGAAGGGCUUCUGCCAGGUGGUGAUCUCCUCUAACCUGCGCGAUGGAGUGUCCCACCUGAUCCAGUCUGGGGGCCUCGGCGGGCUGCAACACAACACUGUGCUAGUAGGCUGGCCUCGCAACUGGCGGCAGAAGGAGGACCACCAGACAUGGAGGAACUUCAUCGAACUGGUCCGGGAAACCACAGCUGGCCACCUGGCUCUGCUGGUCACCAAGAAUGUGUCCAUGUUUCCUGGGAACCCUGAGCGCUUCUCCGAGGGCAGCAUCGAUGUGUGGUGGAUCGUACACGAUGGGGGCAUGCUCAUGUUAUUGCCCUUCCUGCUGCGCCAUCACAAGGUGUGGAGGAAAUGUAAGAUGCGGAUCUUCACUGUGGCCCAGAUGGACGACAACAGCAUCCAGAUGAAGAAAGAUCUGACCACAUUUCUGUAUCACUUACGCAUUACGGCAGAGGUGGAGGUGGUGGAGAUGCAUGAGAGCGACAUCUCGGCAUACACCUAUGAGAAGACGCUGGUAAUGGAGCAGCGCUCUCAGAUCCUCAAGCAGAUGCACCUAACCAAGAAUGAGCGGGAGCGGGAGAUCCAGAGCAUCACAGAUGAGUCUCGGGGCUCCAUUCGGAGGAAGAAUCCCGCUAACACUCGGCUCCGCCUCAAUGUUCCCGACGAGACAGCUGGCGAUAGUGAGGAGAAGCCAGAGGAGGAGGUGCAGCUGAUCCAUGACCAGAGUGCUCCCAGCUGCCCCAGCAGCUCGCCGUCUCCAGGGGAGGAGCCUGAGGGGGAGGGGGAAACAGACCCGGAGAAGGUGCAUCUCACCUGGACCAAGGACAAAUCAGUGGCAGAGAAGAAUAAAGGCCCCAGUCCUGUCUCCUCCGAGGGCAUCAAGGACUUCUUCAGCAUGAAGCCGAACCAGUCCAACGUGCGGCGCAUGCACACGGCUGUGCGGCUGAACGAGGUCAUCGUGAAUAAAUCCCGGGAUGCCAAGCUAGUCUUGCUCAACAUGCCCGGGCCUCCCCGCAACCGCAAUGGUGAUGAAAACUACAUGGAAUUUCUAGAGGUCCUCACUGAGCAACUGGACCGGGUGAUGCUGGUCCGCGGUGGCGGCCGCGAGGUCAUCACCAUUUACUCCUGAGGGCCAGGACCUGUCACGCCGGCCCGAGCGCGCCCGGCCCGCGGC